GCGCAACUCACAUAUAAAAACUAAUCUGUUGAUAUGGAGACAUGGAGUAAUAAUAACAAUCGAAUACCAAGCAAGUGCGUAGUUAAAAAGAUUGACGAUUUUUUUUUAAUCAUAAAAGAUUGACGAGAUUCAUUCUCCUAAAAACAUACUUUGACCAUUUCUCAAAAAAAAAAAAAAAAAAAAAAAAAUUUGACCACCUCUCAGCGUUUCAAUUUGUUACCGCCGAAAAUAAGUAAAAGUCGGUAUGUUUUAAAAAGUGAUAAACAAAAAAAAGAAUGAGAAAUAUAUACACAAACGACACAUGUUCAUAAUUUUUGAGUAUUUUGAUAUUAUCAUUAAGGCUUAAAACUCUCAAUCUCCAAAUUUAUCGCAGUAAUUUAUUCUCUCAAUCUCUGGGCACCGCCGGACGUCUCCCCCCUCCCUGCACACACAAAGAGCUCUUCCUCCUCCCCCCCUCUGUAUCAGUGUGGUGGUGCUGCUGCUGAUGGUUAUCGCCAAUCUUCACUGUCAUUGAAACCCUAGUAUCACUAUUUCCUCGCUUGUUUUCGUCCCAGAAAAGAUUUCGGUUUCCGCGGGUUUGGAUAUAUGUCCAACCAUCAACCAAGGGCUGACAUUCGCGACUCUUAUCAGUACAGGAAGACCACCCGUCCCAGUAGCUCAAAUCAGCAUCGCGGCGGUAAAAGCGGCGGCGGAGGGGUGGGCUCUGCCGCUCCUCCUAAUCCCUCCCUCUCAUCCAGCAGAAGCUUUAAUAGGAAGCAUAGUAAUGCACCAGCAGGACAGCUUAGGGCUAGUGGUGUGAAUGUUACUUCGGAGGGCAAUGCUCCAUCUGCAGCUCGAGCAGUGCAGAAUGGUGCUCACCAGAAACAUUCAUUGGGUGGUGCAGCCAUUGCAGGUGCACCUUCAUCAAUUACUACUCCUUCCAAGCCCACUGAUGAAGCACCUCAAAAAAUGGUGCGAUCUGUGCCAACUGCUCCAUCAUCUAGUGUUGACUCUACUGGUUCUGUCUCUAAUGCACCGUCCACUCCAGCUAAAGCCCAUGGAGAUGUAUCAAGGUCCUUCCCUCUUCAAUUUGGUUCAAUAAGUCCUGGUUUUAUGAAUGGGAUGCAGGUACCUGCUCGAACAAGCUCAGCCCCACCAAACUUGGAUGAGCAGAAACGUGACCAGGUUCACCAUGAGUCUUCAAGGGUGCCUGUACCUGCUGCAUUGCCAACUCCGCCAUCAAUCUCUAAGCAGCCACUGCCAAGAAAAAGCACAGCAGUUGACAAAACUAGCAGUGGCGAAGCUCAACCAGCUGUGGCCAGGUCAAAGAGGGAUGCUACAGUUACAGUUCCGUCUCCUUUGACCCAAAGCCAAAAGGCGCCCACUGCUACUGCUCAUCCUAUGCCUGGGAUGCAUGUGCAAAUACCAUUUCACCCGCGACCUCACGCUGUUCAAUUCGGUCCUCCACAAAUUCAAUCUCAGGCCAUGUCAGCAUCAUCUUUCCCGAUUCCAGUCCAAGUGCCUCUACUUGGAAAUCCUCCUUUGCCGCAGCCCAUGUAUGUUCCAACUUUUCCACCUCAUACCAUACAAUCCCAAGGAAUCAUUCAUCAAGGACAAGGAUUGAGUUUUCCAUCUGGAAUGAGCCCGCAGUUGGGAAAUAUGGGAAUGGCUAUACCUCCACAGUUUUCUCAACAGCAAGCCGGAAAAUUUGGUGGAACACGCAUACCUGUAAAGAUCACUCAUCCUGAAACACAUGAAGAAUUGAGACUUGAUGGAUCAUCCGCUACAAGGUCUCAUCAUAAUAAUAUACCACCUCAGUCACAGUCUCUUUCCUCAUUCCCAUCCUCUCAGCAUAGUUCAUAUAGCAGUUAUGUCAGUUACCAACAUCCGAAUCCUCUCCCACCUAAUAGCGCACAGGGUUCUCAGCCCACAAGGGUAUAUAAUCAGGUGACAGUUAAACCUGCAUCUGGUGCAUACGGAGAAAAAGAACAGUUACCCCCAGUAAGUUCACCCACGGGAAAGGAUUCACAGAAACACUCAAAGCUGCAUGGAGCUACUUCUGGUCACCCACAAAGAGAUUCUCAGAUUUCAUCUCAUAGUUCUCUAACUGUUUCGAAACCUGGUGAUGGGUCAGUCUCUACAUCAAUUCCUGCGAUUGUAUUGGUUGAGAGUUCUACAUCAGUGGCACCAAAUGUUACUGCUGAAGAUGCGUCUGAAGUUUGGAAGAAAAAGCCUUCCCAUAGAGGCCAUCAAUCCACGCAGGAUCAGAAUGCCAAAGAAUCUUCAAACCUUUCAGUUAUGUCUUCUCAGUCACCAUCAACGAAAGAAGUUGAUAUGCCUGAUUUGGGGAAUAAUUUCAGUGUAGACACUACUGAGGAAUCGCCACCCCUCUAUGAUUCUACAUUGGAUGCUAUGAAUGCUAAAAGCAAGGGUAGCCCAUCACAGUCUUCUUCCAACCCCUCUAGCACAAUGAGUCUUGAAGGUGAUCCCUUAAUGACCGAAAGUUCGAGUAAAAAUAACAUAGAACUGAAGAUGCAAAAGUCUCUUGAACAAGAUAGCAAUCCCUGUGAAUCUUCUUUGGAAUCAGUCUCUUUGGAGUCCUCAGAAAUUGCCGAUCGAAUCGGGGAAGACUUUCUAUCGAAAGUUACUAACUCGAUAGAUUAUGACACCUCAACACAAACUACUGCUGGAAUGGUUGAUGAUUCUGCGAUUGGUUCACUUGAAGGUCAUAGCAAAGAUCAUAGUUUAUCAUCAUCCGUUUUGAUGUCAAAUGAUGUGAAAUCUGAUGAUACACCAUCACAGAUAGAUGCAUCUGCUCGAGAUGGUCAUGUUGGUAGUAAAGAAAUUGCUGUUACAACAUCUUCAUUUAAAAAUCAGGAGUCUGAAUCUAGGUCUUUUCAGUCUCAUUCAAUGACAGCCUCAAAAGGCGAAGAUGGACAUGCUGAAAAUAAUAAUACCGGUUCAUUUGCCAAAGAAAAAUCUGUGACAGAGCAGAAUGCGCAAAAAAGUACUACUACUAGAGUAAAGAAGAAAAAGAAAGAAUUAUUUAAAAAAGCAGAUGCUGCUGGUGCAAGUUCUGAUCUUUAUAUGGCAUAUAAGGGUCCAGAAGAAAAGAAAGAAAUUGCCACAUAUGUAGAAAGUAUGGAUGGCGCCACUAAUGACCAUUCAAAUCUUGUUAUCUCUCAAGUCACACAAGAUUCACUGGGAAAGAAAGACACCAUGGUUAAAGUAGAACCUGAUGAUUGGGAAGAUGCAGCUGAUGUUUCUAGUCCAAAUAUGGAAAGUGCAGGAACUGGAGAGCAAGUUGUUGAUGGAUUCAGGAAUUAUGGCGAUGAUAGUAAUGCGACUGGAACAAAGAAGUAUUCAAGAGAUUUUCUACUUAAAUUUGCGGAUCAACAUAAUGAUCUCCCAGAGGGGUUUGAGAUAACUUCCGACAUUGCAGAGACAGUGAUGGCUGUUAAUGCCAAAUUUUCACGCGAUUCUUACCCAAGUCCAGGUAGGGUAAUUGAUCGACCAUCCAGUGUGUCUAGACCAGACCGUCGUGGAAAUGGCAUGAUAGAAGAAGAAAAGUGGAACAAAUUACGUGGAUCUGGUGUAUCUGUGAGGGAUAUGCGGCUUGAUUUGGCUUAUGGAGGUAAUCCUAUAGGAUUCCAACCUGGGCAAGGCAGUAAUUAUGGUGUGUUGAGAAACCCGCGUGCACCAUCACCUACUCAUUAUGCUGGGGGCAUCCUUACUGGGCCGAUGCAGUCCAUGGCUGCUCCUGGAGCUGGUGUUCCUAGAAAUAGUGUUGAUUCUGAUAGGUGGCAACGUGGAAGUGUUUUCCAAAAGGGUUUAAUGCCUUCUCCUCAGGCCCCGUCACAAUUAAUGCACAAAGCUGAGAACAAGUAUGAAGUCGGUAAAGUUACAGAUGAGGAACAAGCAAAGCAGAGACAAUUAAAAGCAAUUCUGAACAAGCUUACUCCACAAAACUUUGAAAAAUUAUUCCAACAAGUUAAAGAAGUAAACAUUGAUAAUGUGACUACACUCACUGGUGUUAUUUCACAAAUUUUUGAUAAGGCGCUGAUGGAACCCACUUUUUGUGAGAUGUAUGCCAACUUUUGUCAACACCUUGCAUCAGAGCUACCUGAUUUGAGUGUAGACAAUGAGAAGAUCACUUUUAAGAGGCUGCUUCUGAACAAGUGUCAGGAAGAAUUUGAGAGGGGAGAACGAGAGGAGCAGGAAGCUAAUAAUACCACUGAUGGGGAUGGUGAAACGAAACUUUCAGAUGAAGAGAGAGAAGAGAGAAGGCUAAAAGCCAGGAGGCGGAUGUUAGGAAACAUCAGGCUGAUCGGAGAGUUGUACAAAAAGAGAAUGUUGACAGAGAGGAUAAUGCAUUCAUGCAUCACUAAGUUGUUAGGUGAGUAUCAGAGUCCUGACGAGGAAAAUAUUGAAUCACUGUGUAAGCUAAUGAGCACAAUUGGGGAAAUGAUAGAUCACCCUAAAGCAAAGGAGCAUAUCGAUUUUUAUUUUGAUGCGAUGUCAAACUUGUCAAACAACAUGAAACUCUCAUCCAGGGUGAGGUUCAUGUUGAAGGAUGCAAUUGACUUGAGGAAGAACAAAUGGCAGCAGCGGAGAAAAGUUGAAGGCCCGAAAAAGAUUGAAGAAGUGCACAGGGACGCAGCUCAGGAAAGGCAUGCACAAGCUAGUAGAAUGUCUCGGGCUCCUAGCAUGGGCUCUUCUGUUAGAAGGGGUCCGCCAAUGGACUUCACUUCCGGCAGAGGUGGUUCAAGUAUGUUGCCUUCUCAAAGCUUGGCCCAGAUGGGUGGUGGUUUUCGACCUGUGUCCUCACAGAUGCGUGGUUUUGGUGGUCAGGAUGUUAGAAUGGAGGACAGACAUCAUUCCUUUGAUAACAGGACCUUUUCUGUUCCUCUACCGCAGAGAUCUGUUGGUGAUGAGAUCACGCUUGGACCCCAAGGUGGUCUUGGAAGGGGUAUGUCUUUUAGAGGACAUGGAGGCACACCUAGUGUCCCCACAACUACAGAUGUGCAUAUGAAUCCAGCUGAUUCACGAAGAAUUGCAUCCGGUCCGAAUGGCUAUAGUCCUGUGCUAGAUCGGACAACGACUUAUGGACAAACAGAGGAUAUGGCGCCAAAGUACAUGCCAGAGAGGUUUUCUAGUCAACAUGACCAUCCCGGAACACAAGAGAAGAAUAUGCCUCAUGUGGGGAGUCGGGGUGGCAACUUUGAUACGGUUACUACUCCCACAUCACCUCUAUUGAGAGGUGGGGGGACUAGCUUUGCACAAAGUGUUCCUCCGGAUGGCACAUUGCCAGUGGAAGAGCACCUGAGAGGCAAGUCCUUAAGUGCUAUUAGAGAAUUCUACAGUGCUAGAGAUGAGAAUGAGGUUGCCUUGUGUGUGAAAGAACUGGAUGCUCCGAGCUUUUAUCCCUCAAUGAUUUCUAUUUGGAUUACGGAUUCUUUUGAGAGGAAGGAUAAUGAGAGGGACCUUUUUGGGGAGCUUAUUGUUGAUUUGAUCAAAUCUCAAGAUGUUAUCUUAAGUCAAGACCAGCUUAUUAAGGGGUUUGAGUGUGUUCUCGAGUCAUUGGAGGAUGCAGUAAAUGAUGCUCCAAAAGCAGCAGAGUUUCUUGGCCGACUCUUCGCCAAAGUGAUUUUAGAAAAUGUGAUUUCUUUAAAAGAAAUUGGACGCAUAAUAUAUGUAGGUGGGUAUCAGGAAGGGCGCCUUAGAGAGAUAGGGCUUGCUGCUGAAGUUCUUGGAAGUGCUUUGGAGGUUAUUAAAACGGAGAAAGGUGAAUCCGUACUGAGUGACUUAUGUAGAAGCUCCAGUCUGCACCUACACAGCUUUCGGCCUCCUGCUUCUAACAAGCAAUGGAAACUAGACAAGUUCCUUUAGUUGUGUAUUUGGUAGAGAUUCCUGGCUUAGCUCCCUCCCUCCCUCUCUCUCCCCUAGGUAACAAAGCUCAUCUUCUCAUAGAGAUAUAAUUUUGAAUGCUCGCUUCUACUGGAUUAUGCUUUUAAAAUAUGUUUACUCUUACUAUUUUCAUUAUAAUUAUUUGGCAUAAGAAGGUGGCGAAGUUAAUUUGAGCUUUCUUCUAUUGCUGUGUUUCAUUUUCAUAAGAAUGUCUACUUCCU
Cuscuta epithymum is the source of this 6107-nucleotide messenger RNA. NCBI's taxonomy places the organism in Eukaryota, Viridiplantae, Streptophyta, Magnoliopsida, Solanales, Convolvulaceae. The record is from the annotation of a GenBank genome assembly.